Messenger RNA from Monomorium pharaonis (pharaoh ant), 3024 nucleotides. RefSeq lists its product as uncharacterized. Bases 1275 to 1508 code for a protein of 77 amino acids. The record is from RefSeq and is a predicted model, not a curated record. NCBI's taxonomy places the organism in Eukaryota, Metazoa, Arthropoda, Insecta, Hymenoptera, Formicidae. The transcript has 4 exons.
GUUACCGCGUCUUUUAAACGUUAAAUGUUUAGGUGAGUCCUCUAACUCAUCGAUUGAUACUCGCAAAUGCAGUUUUUACGGAGCAAAAUUGCAUUGAUUAAUCGAUGAAUUAAAGAAAAACCUCGCCACUUUAUUUCGUAGCGGUGACGUAUUGACUGGUCGACGUUCGACGGCGUCUCAGUUCUUCGUGUAUUUCGUACGGAACGAACUGUUCGUUGAACGGCCUUGUGAUAGCCUUUACUCGAGCUAUACCUAGGCAAACAUUACCCUUCGAUCGGAACAAACACCGUGAGACGCCAGAAGUGCGAUCGCGUCUUAUAAUUAAUCAAUCCGUACGAUCGAUCGAUUCCCGAGCUUAAUGGCUGGACGCAGAUUUAUAAUUGUCUCAUAAUUGCUUAAUUACCUCGUCGCGCUACGUAAUCGUCAUCUUUUUGAAUGCAUUGCACACUUCGAACUCCUUCUUUUCCUUUUUUUUUGCAUACAAAAAUUUACUUAUCGGUUUCAGAAUUAAAGGAACGAAAUAUACGGAUAUUGACCAUAUCAAUGGUAAUAAUGAAAAAGCUUAUACGCGGUAUAUCCAGAGCUGCACUUUAUCAAUAAACGUUCACGUUUCGCGGGAUUUAGGCGUCCGAAAUGCAUCGCGUGUUCCGAACGCGCGUAACGCUGAAUUCCGAUAUUGCACAUCUCCAUUUUAAUUAACCUGACUUUAUUACGUUGAAUCCGCGUCGCGCGUGUAGGACGAAAUUGUCGAAAUCCGUUCGACGAAUGUCGCUUUCGAACUUCUGGGUCAUUAACGGAACGCGGAUUACGAAUGUACGCGGAUUGAUAUUAAUUGCGAGUGUCACUUGUUAUUUAAUUAACAAGCGGAGUCUGUCUCUCGUAAUUUUACAUUUGAGCACCUGUCAACUGCGUAGCGCGAAAAUGUCGAUGUUUGAUCGACGACAGCUCGACAAUUGUGAAAACUCUUUGCCAUUCAAGGACUGUUUAUCGCGUUGAUUCGCGAGACGCGAUGGGUACCGGCUGAAUAAUAGCUUUUUGCGAUCGCAUCUUUUUCUCACAUUGUUUUAGUACGUCAAUGGCGAAACGCGAGCCAGGGGUGAUUAUCGGUAUAGUGCAAAAUACCGCACGUAAUAUCGUCAUGAGAGCUACGUAGGAUUUUCGAAGAUUAACGCGUAAUGAAUCGUAAUUAAUUGAGUUUUCGUGAGCAAGUGACAUAAGACGAAGGACAAAGGCGCGGCAGCAGAUGCAAUGGAAUUGUUCUAGUCGUACUUGUCAUGGCCGUCCUGGCGGGCGUCUCGGCGCAGGAUUUCAGGCAUUUUUUCGCGGGAUUUGGUCCUUAUGGAACCUUUCGAGCCGCACUGAGAGAUCCCAGAUCAAAUAGGGGUCCGGUGUUAUUUCCAGCUGGGCCGCCACCUAACACAGCUGACAGCAGCGGGAUCGUCGUAGGCGCGAGCGGAUACGGAUUCGUGCCACCCAGAGCAGGUUACUUCACCUACUUCUACUACUAAAUGAGGGACCGCGCGAGGAUGAUGACGCGAAAAGAAAAUGGUGGUCAAGGUUUCGGACGUCACGGCUGGCGGACUCUAACUGGACAUUGUGGUAGACUAGUACAGCGUUACAUGGUGGUGCGUGUCCAUCGAAGGAAGGACGAGCCAACGGAGUGGUUCUUUUUUUCUUCUUCUUCUUCUUCUUUCUAACUUAACAAUAGACUCUUCUCCGUGAUUGGCGGCGUGGGAGUACGCCUACUUCCCGUGAACUUUGCCGGAUUGCGUAAGGUUCGCGGGGCAAAGGAGAGCUAUUAGCGCGAAAUGUACAAAUAGAGAAAUACGUGCGAUCAUAACGAUAAAGAAAUCUUUUUUUCCCCUCUAAAAAGCCAUCAAGUUUCCUCCUAAGGUGCGCAAAGCGCGGCGCGCGCGAAAUAUCCCCGAGAUGAAAGUACGACGGAACAGCGCGGCGAACGAGAGACCCGUGUUUCCUUAUCUCCUUCGAUUAGGCAUCGCACCCUUAGGAAUGCCAACGAGACCAAUAGCUAGUUAGCAUGGCUAAAUAUGGCCGGCCGUAUCGAAAUCGAUAUUACACCACUGUUGGUCUCGACCUGGCCUAACGGCGGGUAAGGUAAUCCCGUAAAACACGAGCAACGUCCGCGUAAUGAAGUCCACGAAAGUACAAGUCGUACUUUAUGGCGUAUUACUACGGGUACUAUAUUCGCGCCUCCGCGUGGCGGCAACGCUCAGGCGUGUAUAUAAUUAGUGGCCGAGCCAGAAUGCACACCGGUGCACUCCCGACAGUGCGAUCCUAGAACAAAAGCGAACGGUAUGAAUGGCGAUCCGCUCCGCGCCUUGCGAGAGAUAUUCGCUUAUGAAACAAGAUCGGGUAAAUAGAGGUAGGCUCGGCGCGCGCGCACCGUUGGAUCCCUUGAAAAUGAUUAAGAGACGGCGGUACAUUUCGUGCCGACUGGUAAAGUUAUUUAUUGCGACCGCGAUGGCGAUUUAAUUAAGCGUAGGUAUAUAGUACCGUUUUCGGGCGAGCAGCCUUUACCAUCUGCUCGUAUCGUGUUCAAAUUGUUCAUGCGCCUUAAUAUAAAUAAUAUAUUUAUAUAUGUAAAUGUGAUAGAGAGAAAGAGAGAGAGAGAGAGAGCAAGAAAGUGUAUGGGGCAUGAGGCCGCGAAUCAAUGGCGGGGUGCCGCGGUCGCUUUCGUUUCCGUGUAAUUCGGUCAUGGUUCUUUAAACGCGAAAGAUAUAUACCGCGUUCUACGUUGGUGCAUUUGCAAAUGCCCGGCUAAUCUGUUCCGCACGCGCCCGGUUUUAAUCGCGCACGGUGGCGAAAAAUACGACUACAGCCUCAUUGAUCCGUGGCCGAAAAAGACACCUGCAAUGCAUACCGGUUAAUUAUCUCACCCUUGCGUAAUUUUCGCAUAAGUACGGUCGAUUUUAGAAGAUUUUUUUUGUAAGUUUUCGUACACAAGGAGUGUGUAAAUAUUAAAUGUAUAAUUUGCAGGAAUAAAGUAAAAUUAUUAUCUAUGAA